Messenger RNA from Electrophorus electricus (electric eel), 6163 nucleotides. RefSeq names its product RNA binding motif protein 47 (gene rbm47). Gene Ontology annotation, molecular function: RNA binding. The record is from RefSeq and is a predicted model, not a curated record. NCBI's taxonomy places the organism in Eukaryota, Metazoa, Chordata, Actinopteri, Gymnotiformes, Gymnotidae.
CAGCCCAGACGGGGAAGCGAAAGAGUCAGAAGACAGAAACCAAAAGGAGAGAAAAAAACAGAAGAGAAACUUUAUUUACUUUUUUUCCCUGUCACUCCUCCCAUUCGCCUCUCCUGUCCUCAGAGCAUUGCAGGGCAGUCAGGACCUGAGCGAAGGCGAGUGAGAGGGAUGAGCGUGACUGGAUUACUGCGCUGCUGAGGGGAACAGAGAUACCGACGACGCUGACAGUUCCUGAGCGCUGCAGACUCCAAAUCUGAUUGGAAGCUUGUGUCAGAAUGACAGCAGAAGAUUCCGCAUCUGCAGUCACCAUGAGUAACUCUAGCCCCUCCUCCAUUUCUAAGCCAGCCUCCAGUCAUCCAGUCCAGCAUGGCUCAAUCCCAGAGGGUGUGGCUGGAGCCCCUAACGAAGCCUCACUAUUGGCCCUGAUGGAGCGGACAGGCUACAGGAUGGUGCAAGAGAACGGACAGCGAAAAUAUGGCCCUCCCCCUGGCUGGCAAGGCCCGUCCCCUCCGCGGGGCUGCGAGAUCUUCGUAGGGAAGAUCCCACGCGACGUCUAUGAAGACGAGCUAGUGCCGGUGUUUGAGGGUGUCGGGUGCAUCUACGAGAUGCGCCUGAUGAUGGACUUCGACGGGAAGAACCGUGGCUACGCCUUCGUCAUGUACACACAGAAGCAUGAGGCCAAGCGAGCUGUGCGAGAACUGAACAAUUAUGAAGUGCGGCCAGGACGCCUGCUGGGCGUGUGCUCCAGUGUGGACAACUGCCGCCUGUUUAUUGGUGGCAUCCCCAAGACCAAGAAACGGGAGGAGAUCCUUGAGGAGGUCUCCAAGGUAACAGAAGGGGUGCUGGAUGUGAUUGUGUACGCAAGUGCGGCGGACAAGAUGAAGAACCGUGGCUUCGCUUUUGUGGAGUAUGAGUCCCAUCGCGCUGCAGCCAUGGCCAGGAGGAAGCUGAUGCCCGGGAGAAUUCAGCUCUGGGGUCACCAGAUUGCAGUGGACUGGGCGGAGCCGGAAAUCGAUGUGGAUGAGGACGUCAUGGAGACGGUGAAGAUCCUGUACGUACGUAACCUGAUGAUCGAGACAAGCGAGGAGACACUGCGGCAGACGUUCAGCCAGUUCAGCCCGGGCUGCGUGGAGCGUGUGAAGAAAAUCCGCGAUUAUGCCUUUGUGCACUUCACCAGCCGCGAAGAUGCCGUGGUUGCCAUGGAGCACCUGAAUGGUACCGAGAUUGAGGGCUCAUGCAUCGAGGUGACGUUGGCCAAGCCUGUGGACAAGGAGCAGUACACCCGCUAUCAGAAGGCAUCCAAAGGGGCGGUGGCUACAGCGGCAAUCCUGGCCAGCAGCGAGGGCACACAGCAGAACUACGUGUACCAGUGCGACCCCUACACACUGACCUACUACGGUUACCCCUACAACACUCUCAUUGGCCCCAACCGUGACUACUUCAUCAAAGCAGGUACUGUAAGAGGCCGUGGUCGUGCUGGGGCCGGUAACAGGGGCCCAGGGCCCCGCGGCUCAUACCUUGGUGGUUACUCAGCUGGCCGGGGCAUUUACAGCCGCUACCAUGAAGGAAAGACCAAGCAGCCGGACAAACCAUACGAGCUCAUGCCUAGUCUGGAGCUGGCAGCUGUUAACCCAGUGGGCAUUAAGCCUGCCACAAUGACCCUGCCUGCUAUAGGUGCGCAGUACCCUGCUGUAUUUUCUGCUGCACCUGCUGCUACCAAACUGGUGGAGGAAGGAAAGGUGCACCCGGUGGAGCACCUGAUCAACCCCCUGGCCCUUCAGCAUGACCCCGCUUCUGCGACCGCCACUGCUGCCGUCAUACCCACAGUCUCCACGCCGCCACCUUUUCAGGGUCGCCCCAUGACCCCACUAUACGCCGUGGCUCACGGUGUCCAGAGGAUCCCGGCAGCGGCAGCUGGCCUGUACGGUGCCGCUGGCUACGUGCCCAUCGCCACACACGCCAACACUGCUGCCCUGGCGGCGCUGCAGAAGAACGCAGCUGUGGCAGCUGCCUAUGGAGGUUACAGCAGCUAUGUCCCCCAGGCCUUCCCCACCACUACCUUCCAGAUGCCAAUUCAUGAUGUCUACCAGACCUACUGAGGCCAAUGGCUCAAUGCCAGACCUACUGACCUGAAACACCACCCGAAAACUGUAGCGCUGUGACUAACCAUGACACCUUCAAGCCCACUGCCUGCCCAAAACAUCAAAAAGUACUGAAGACCUAUUAGCGCUAUUGAUCCAAAAAACAAAACAGACUAAACCUGCAGUUACCCAGGACAUUGAUCUCAUGUUCCCAAACAACCCAGAGGUUUUAGCAACAUUUUUGAGGUUCACUAGACCUACUCACCUACUAACACAGGGCAUACCUAGGAUAUAACCCUAAAAAUAUCCUAGACUAACCUUAAGAUUGGAUUGGCCUGCCACGAACUACUGACCUAGCUCAUCAAGCACAAGAACAUUAGAUCCGAAUGACCUAGCCUACAAGUGACUAUUCACAGUGUGGCCUACUGAUAUCAGUGUGUGCGCUCAUUUGGUUCUUUCUGGUUCUUGUUCCAUUUAUAAUACCUACUCUAAGCAGUCUCAUCUCAAGUCCCUAAAAUAUAACUAUGUCAAGCACACCCCUUCAUCCCCUAAUUUAAUCAGUCAAAGCUCCAAGUUUCACUACUUCUGUGGUUCCUCACUACGUCUUUGGUUCAGCAAGGCACCCAACUUUCUCUUUUGUGAUUAAUCUGGACUAAUGUUGCAUAUGUUGAGCACUAAGUCUAGGUCUUGAAUAGUUUGUUCUCUCUGGUUUUCUUCUAGAUAUCUGAAAUAUAGAAAACCCUGUCCCUGUAAAACAAAAUAGCACGAAGGGAUUCAUGUGAAAUUCUGAGAUUCCUUUAUAAGUAUCAUUUGAUAUGGAAAAUAUCUCAGUGCUUAAAGAGGCGGAAUCAAACCUGGCCAAAUUAGUGCUAGGUUCUGUAUACUCCAGAUAAUACCAAAAAUCCCUGAAACAUUUUUGAACCUGCAGGGCCAAGAGGAGUACCCCCAUCACUCCUCCAGUGUCACUCAAAUGGCAAAAAGAAUACAGAAGGAACCUUGUUGUAUUUAUAAAACUCAAAUGCAGCAUAUUUAAUUUCUCCUUUUACUCUUUUUUUCUGGAAUAAGCAAAAAAUGCUGAAAAAAAAUCUUAAAACGCACAAAAAGAAGUAAAAAAUUCUACAGCUGCUCAGCAGAAACCUAUACAACCACUGAAGAAAGACAAUUUAAAGUAUUCUAUGACAGCAAUGUAUUUUAUUUUUAAUAUUCAAACAGGAUUCUGAAUGUUGUUUCUUGAAGACAAUAUCAUCUACUAUCUACUAGGUUGUCUGAGUUCAAGUUUGAAUAAUAAUACCUGAAUAUUAACUUUAAACAUCUUUCAUUCUUUAUGGUGUAUUUGUUGUUUAAUUCUUUUAAAGCUCACUGAAUAGUUCACUAUUGUUCAAAGGUUUUGAGAUUGUUGUUUAUUGUAUGAAUUUUUGAUGCUUGAAACUUGUAUAACUGUAAGAGACAAAAAAUGGAACACAGUAUACAUACAUAUGCACACAAUCCACAGCAGAGAUUUAUUACGCAUAUUAUCUCUCAGAAACAGUGAAAUACCUCCAUCAGAAUAGUAUUUUAAGAUGCAAGUUCUUACCACUUACAGGUGGAUUCAUGCAGAUGGAGCAUUUGUAUUGUUCAGGCUUCAGAGGAUCUGAGAAAUAACAUACACAUACCUGUUGGCCCAAAUUGACAUUUUGUAUUUGUGGAGUGGCUUUUCCAUGAUGAUGUGAAUGUACUGAUCAGACUGAAGAAAUAUAUCAUAAUGUGUGUGUGUGCAUGUUGUUUUUUGUUUGUUUGUUUUCUUUUUGUUGUUGUUGUGGGGUUUUUUUGGGGGGGGGUUAAAGCUUUUUUUAACUUUCAUAAGGUGGUAAUUAAUAGAUGUCAUUUUGUGCCACUUGGUUUCAAUUAGAUCUAGGCUACCAACUGACCAUGGCCAAUCUAUUCCUUGUCUGUGUAUUCUUUGUGUUUUAGACCAAUUAGGAAUAAUACCCCAUUUCGGUUUCCAAAUUUAGACCAUUCUGUUUAUCAAGAAAACAACUAUUUUUAAAAAGUGCCAUGGAACUGAAUUUUAUUGGCUCAUAAAAAAACACUUAUUGCCCAUUUGAUAGCAAAAUGUUUAUAUUAUGUAUUUACUUCCUUGCAUUAGCAUUUUUAAAGUUUUUUUGUGUGUAUUUUCUGAGAACAAAUAUAUGUAACAAGUAUAGUUUUUUUUUUCUUUCUUUUCUUUAUCAUAAUGCAUUCUGCAUUUGGGUGACCGUCCACAGCUUUAAUUUUUUAAUGUGUUUGACAUUUUUUGUCUUUGACACUCCAUAUGGUACAGUGUAUGGUAAAUACCUUUGAGGUUGCAGUGAGGUGCACUUAUAAUAGAAUGCAAGAAAUGUUUUACGCGUUUAAACACAAUUAAAAUAUAUGUGUGCUAUUAGUUUGUGGUGUUUGCAUGCGAGUGUGUGUCCUGAACUAAUGAACAGGCACUUUUACAUUUUCAGAGGUAUUUUAUUAAUAGUCUUGUCCCCUGGAAUAAAUGGGACCAAACUGGAACCAGGGAGGCCUGAGCUAUUUAGAGUUUUUACCUUUCAGACAUUUUCUUUGACUACUGUGAUCAUGGUUAAGGCCUCUCUACAACUGCUGUAUGUCACCACUAUGCCUCCUUUAGUGCUGCCCAUGUUAAGACUUUGUCCUGCAGGUGGCACUAUCAAGUAACUGUACCCCAGAGUGAGUGAGUAUCACUGAAGGCUAUUGUCUGGUCAAUGAAUGUGUGAGUAUAUACUUGGGAUUAUACUGCAGGGGCAUCCCCUUUUAAUUCAAUAGUGCCUUUUCUCCCCAGUGGUCAAAAACUUUCUUGUGCAACUGUUAGAUGGCCUUAUGAUAGCUUUUUAUUUUAUCUGUGUCUGUUUUCAAAGCAUUUAUAAACCAGUAGAUGAUUAUAAAAAUUCAGUGUCUAAAUUUAGACAGCUGAAUGACCACUUCAUUAUGUAUUCUUAAUGACUGUGUUAUGUCACAAUUGUACCAUCCCUGUGAAUUGCAAAGAGUAGCACUGGCAGAGGUGGCUUCAUUCCUCUGUACCUGUCCUAUCUCUCCUCUUCUUUCCAUAGACAAGGUGAAGGAUUUGUCUGCAUUACUGAUAUAUUGUGCUUUGUUAUUUUUUGUGGAAGGGGGGCAUGAGUCUUAGAUUUUUUUUUUCUUGUCAAUUUUUGUUUGGUUGGUUGGUUUUUGCUUUGGCUUAUUAUCAUUGCAGCAGAUGAUGAGUAUAACCUGUGUAGUAAGACUGAGCAACAUUUGUGUGGGAGUGGGGCACCUUAAGGCUCAGUCCACAGCCAGAGCAAAGACACUCGCAUAAGAUCAGACAGUAAUGCUAAAAAGUGCUAAAUGAAUGCAUGUGCAUACACAGAUUCAACACACCUCUCAUUACUGUUUAGCUCAUUACUCAUUAGGUUUGUAGAAUUUCUCUGUUAUCCCAAAGUGUCUGCAUACACAUGAGAAUAUGAGGAGUAUUCUGAUAGCAUGUGAGCUGGACCUUAAGAAACCCUGCAUCUCCAGUAGGGUCUUUAUUGCCUCUGUUAGAGUCUUUUAUUAUGACAAAAACAGUCAGGAUAUAUUUAAUAUAUACAUUGCAAUGUUUUGUGUAUGAAGUAAGAAGAAAUGCUAUAAUAUAUUUGAAGUGAACAUUUUUUUCUUCCUUUAUAUGCACCUUGUUUAGAGAGUUAAAUGUUUUGCCAAAGUGUUUGAUAGUGUGUGAAGAGGUAUAGAAAAUGUUUUUAUUUGUGGAUUUUUUUUGCAGAUGUACUGGAUACAGAGGCCAGUUUUAAAUGAUUGCUGACCCCAAGGGGUCACAAAUCCACUGAAAACAAUUUCCUUCCUAUCGCGAUCAUUUCAUUAACACUACAUAUGUAGGUUUUUAACUUUUUUCUUGCUACUUCAAACUAAACGAACAAGAUGUUGAUGGCUGCAGAGAUUUUAGAUCUUGCCAAAACUAUUUCUGUCCCUUUAUAGAUCUUUUUAAGAACUGUUUUCUAUCAUGCAAUAUUUGUAAAAGGCUUUUCCUGCAAUAUUCUAGGCUAUUUAUAUAGCAGUUCAGUAGAUAAAUAAAGCAUUUUCAAAAAUUG